CCCCCGUCCCGUGUGCUCGUUCUGCCAGGUGCCUGCGGCGCUCUCUCCAUGGAAAUUAGAGCCAGCGCCAAGGUGCGAGCUUUCGUGGGCGAGCAAGUGUCGCUGAAGUGCUCCUUCACGUCCAGCGCUCCCGUCACGGAGAGCCUCACGGUGGACUGGACGUACCGGCCCGUGAUCUUUCAUUAUCAAUCUGUUCCAUACCCAACAACAACGGGCAAGUUCAAAGACAGAAUAUCCUGGAUUGGGAGUGUGGCCAAGGGUGAUGCUUCCAUUGCCAUCCAAAGCCCGGCGAUAAGUGACAACGGGACGUUCAUCUGCAGCGUGAAGAAUCCUCCGGACGUGUACCAUAACAUUCCCCAGACAGUGCUGAUUGUUACGGAGAGGGGUCUUUCCUUCCAGCUAACUUCGGCAGUGCUGCUGUCCAUUUUAGUCUUUCUCCCUUCUGUCGUUGUGGUCGUUCUGCUGUUGGUAAGGAUGGGAAGGAAAUUUGGAGUGCUAAAGGAGAAAAAAAAGUUUGGCUAUAAGAAAUCAUCCAUCGAAGUGCCUGAACGUACAGAGACAGCCAGCUGCUUGGGGAAACUCAGAAACUGGUGUCUGAACUGUGUGGACACAGAUGAGGAAGACCUGUACUGA
Molecule: messenger RNA, 633 nt
Organism: Apaloderma vittatum (bar-tailed trogon)
Lineage: Eukaryota; Metazoa; Chordata; Aves; Trogoniformes; Trogonidae
Gene: MPZL3
Product: myelin protein zero-like 3
Exons: 5
Cellular component (GO): membrane
Source: RefSeq, a predicted model, not a curated record